Messenger RNA from Daphnia carinata, 565 nucleotides. RefSeq names its product 4-aminobutyrate aminotransferase, mitochondrial-like. The transcript is spliced from 5 exons. Gene Ontology annotation, cellular component: mitochondrion. Gene Ontology annotation, biological process: GABA catabolic process. The record is from RefSeq and is a predicted model, not a curated record. Lineage: Eukaryota; Metazoa; Arthropoda; Branchiopoda; Diplostraca; Daphniidae. The annotation marks the transcript as partial. Gene Ontology annotation, molecular function: pyridoxal phosphate binding.
AUUAGAUGUCAAGAUAAAGAAAACAUCAGAACAUUCAUAAACCGACCUGCCCUCGGUGUAUUUCCUGGUGAAAAUUAUCCUCAGCGAGUCCAGAAUUCUCUGUUACGUAUUGCUCCCAAAGGCCAUACAGAGGUAACGACGAUGGCGUGUGGAUCGUGCUCAAACGAAAAUGCGUGCAAGGCAAUUUUCGUUUGGUAUCGCCGGAAACAGAGGGGAGAUAAGUCAUAUACCCCAGAGGAGAAGACGAGUUGCGUAAUGAACCAAUUGCCUGGUGUUUCUGACCUGACUCUUAUGUCUUUCAAAGGCGCUUUCCACGACAGAACGUUUGGUACGUUAAUCACGACUCAUACCAAGCCAGUCCAUAAACUGGACAUUCCUACAAAGGACUGGCCAAUUGGAACCUUCCCUCGCCACAAGUAUCCGUUGGAAGAAUUUGUGCGUGAAAAUGAGGAAGAAGAUCGUCGCUGUUUGGCGGAAGUUGAAGAGCUUUUUGAUCGGUACAACAAAUGUAAAUAAUAGGCUUACCUGGAUUUAGUUCGUCUGUUGCUACCGAAGUCAAAUCGAA